This is a messenger RNA of Hippoglossus stenolepis (Pacific halibut), 4009 nucleotides long. RefSeq names its product wingless-type MMTV integration site family, member 2Ba (gene wnt2ba). The record is from RefSeq and is a predicted model, not a curated record. Gene Ontology annotation, cellular component: extracellular region. The transcript has 5 exons. The coding region runs from base 410 to 1582 and encodes 390 amino acids. Gene Ontology annotation, biological process: cell fate commitment; neuron differentiation; multicellular organism development. Gene Ontology annotation, molecular function: cytokine activity; frizzled binding. NCBI's taxonomy places the organism in Eukaryota, Metazoa, Chordata, Actinopteri, Pleuronectiformes, Pleuronectidae.
GAAAGGUGCGCACAGGCUCCGUCCCAUCCUCUGGAAAUACUUCUUCCACUUUGAAUCAUCUGCUGUUUGCGACUUUUAUCACGUUAUCACUCGUGUCUCGUGUUGUUCAGGAGAACUUCCUGCAGCAUUAGUGGCUUUAACUUCGGUGCGCAACAGCUGAGGAGAGAAGGUGAAUCUACACCAGACUCUUCAAAAGCUCUCAGCUUUCUCAUUAAGAACAAUGUGGGACGCCAGAGAAGAUCAUGGAUGUACAGUCAGACAAUCUGCUCGGCUUUAAUAAACUCACAGCGCUUCACUGAUGGAGUUUAAUCCACUUUUUCUCCGUGGGAAGUUUCUUUUGUCUCCCAAUGAUGGACGGAGGACAGUCGUCAUGGACUCUCACACCUGAGUGUGCAGCCUCUGUCAACACAUGAGAGGAGGAACCGUGUUUUGUCUGAUGGGAUCUCGAGGUGUGUCGGACAGCAGCAGGGCUAUGGGGAUCAGACAUGGGACAAAGAUCCAGCAUCACUCCAAACCCAUCCACAAGAUAUUCUUCACUUUUUUUUUGCUUCUGCUCAUUUUCACACCGAGAGUGGAUUCUUCGUGGUGGUACAUCGGGGCGCUGGGUGCUCGGGUGAUCUGUGACAACAUUCCCGGCCUGGUGAACAAGCAGCGGCAGCUCUGCCAGCGGCACCCGGACCUGAUGCAGUCCAUCGGGGAGGGAGCCAAAGAGUGGAUCAAAGAGUGCCAGCACCAGUUCAGAAACCACCGCUGGAACUGCAGCACGCUGGAGCGAGACCACACUGUGUUUGGCAGAGUGAUGCUGCGAAGCAGCCAAGAGGCAGCGUUCGUGUACGCCAUCUCCUCGGCAGGGGUGGUCUACGCCAUCACCAGGGCCUGCAGCGUGGGGGAGCUCAAGAUCUGCAACUGCGACGGCCACAAGCGUGGACAAGCAAGCGACGACAGGGGGAAUUUUGACUGGGGUGGAUGCAGCGACAACAUCAACUAUGGCAUAAAGUUUGCCAAAGCUUUCGUAGACGCCAGGGAGAGGAUGGUGAAAGACGCCCGCGCACUGAUGAACCUGCACAACAACCGGUGUGGUCGGAUGGCAGUGAAGCGGUUUAUGAAGCUGGAGUGCAAGUGUCAUGGGGUCAGCGGCUCCUGUUCUCUGAGAACCUGUUGGCUGGCCAUGUCUGACUUCAGGCGAACUGGAGACUACCUCCGCAAGAAGUACAACACGGCCAUCGAGGUGACCAUGAACCAGGACGGGACGGGUUUUACAGUGGCUGACAGGGACUUCAAGGGAAGCACCAAGAAUGAGUUAGUAUACGUGGAGAACUCGCCAGAUUACUGUCUCAUGGACCGAGCCGCUGGCUCGUUGGGAACAGCGGGCAGAGUGUGCAACAAGUCUUCGAGAGGAACGGACGGCUGUGAGGUCAUGUGCUGUGGGCGGGGCUACGACACCAUGCGAGUCAAGCGCAUCACCAAGUGCGAGUGCAAGUUCAAGUGGUGCUGCGCUGUGGAGUGCAAAGACUGUGAGGACGUGGUGGACAUUCACACCUGCAAGCCCCACAAGCGACCGGACUGGCUGGACAUAACCUAAAAAAGGAGACGUCACCAACCACUGACUCAUUAACCCCUGCGCUAAUGACUGCAUUUUAUUAUGAGAUAUAUGAUUGGGAUCCUUUAACUGUAAUACCUCGGACUUUUGAGCCUUUGACACUUCAGAAGCUUUUUGCUAAACUGGAAAAUAUACCCAGUUACUGUGUGUUGCUUUGAUCCAUGAACAAUUUGUUUAAGAAAAAAAAUAUAUGACUUGUAAAUGCACCGUUUGUUUAGGAAGAAAUAUGAGGUAAUGUCUGUUGAUUUACAGUAUGUAAAGACGAUGUGAGCCCAUGAUUGAGCUCAAACUCAUGAUCAUAGUAAUGAUCACAAUAGCAAUCUUCGCCUGAAGAAAUAGAGAUGGAAAUAUCGUUCAGAUUUUGUACAAACACUGACACAUUUAAAUGACAUUAAACCAUUGUAUGGUUCUGCAACAAAUCAUGUAAAAAACACAAAGACUGGUUGCUUGUGAUUAAUGCAACUCGAACAAACUAACAACAAGGACAAAUAAUCUCACUGUGAAAUCAAAGGAACAAAAAGCAGGAGAACAAGAAAGUGCUUCCAGUUAAAACCGCAGCGUUGGAGUUCAGUUGGUUCUCAGGAGGUAAAAGGGCACAACAAUAGGAAAAAUUAAGUUUUAAAUGGACUGUGGAUUACUGUCUGGAAUUCACCAUUUUCACACUGUAUCCUACAUAUCUGAAUGUCAAUAACUAACUAACUUACUAACUAACUAACUAACAGGAGUUGUCUAAUUCAAAUAGUUAACAUUUUUACCACAGCUAGCAACUGUCCAGACCAUAGACUAUAUAUAAAGAUAUGAAGCUAAAAUAUCCUGGAUAUAGAUGAUGCCAUAUUUCGCUAUUGACGUCAUUUGGAGACAGAAUCUGCGCUGUAGUGAUUGUGGUGUGGAGCCACCGUAUCAAGCUCCUGCCGAGACAAGCACUUGACCGGUUGCAAGUCAGUCUCAGUUGUCAAUCAUGACGCUUCGACCUGUUUUUAUAGCCCAUUCAUCCAUCGUCUUGCGCUUUUCUGGACUCUGGUCGCACAGGUAGCCGGCCAAGUCGGGUAUCCUGAACGACCCUCUCCAUAGCAGAACUUUCCAGCUCUUCCUGAGGAAUUCUGAGGCAUUCCUAGACCAGAUGGGAUAUGUAGUCCCGCCAGCAAGUUCUGGGUGUACCCCAGGGUCUCCUCCCUGUUGGGCGUGCCCAGUAAACCUCCAAAGGAAGGCGCUCAGGAGGCAUCCUCACUAGAUGCCUGAGAAAAAUGUAUAUAAUGUGUACCUUGAUUUUUUUAUUUGACCCAUGUUCCAUCUGCGGACGAGAGAGGGUUCAUGACCUAUACUGCAGCCAGCCAUCUUGGGUGCGAUUAAGGUGAUUGGGCUUCACUUUGUCAUGUCUUCCAUCGUUAUAAACUGUUGAUGGUUCAGACAGACAACAGUAAUGUAUGAAAACCAGCCCCCAUAGUCAGUCCAGUGAGGCCUUUUGGACAAAAUAAUGUUGGUACAAAGUUGAAACCAGUUAAUGUCCUCUGACAAGCAUGGGCCAGUUGAGUAUAUUCCGAGUAGAUUUGUUUGAGACCAGAAUGAUGCAAUUCCAAAAUUAAGCCGAUGACAGUAAUAUUAUGUUUGAAGUGAUGACUUUCCGAAGUUGUAAUUUCCUGUUCCUCACAACAAAUUGAGGUGAUUGGGUGUAACUCACAGAUUUAUGUCUCAAACUGGCCUUCAGGAAUCUCACUGUCUCAUCUAACGCUCUACCAACACAACGCCUUGGAUUUUUGUUUUUCUGAAAGCAGGGUUGAUUUUGAUGUGAAUACUCUGUUAGUAUCAUCAUUUAAUAUAGUGUUAAAAACACAUUUGUAUGCUCAAAUGUUUCCAUCCAUCCAAAUUUGCGUGGUAAGAAAGAGAUGAAACCUGAAAGUUUUAAAUCCUGUGUACAGUGAGAUAUUAAAACAUGAAGUUUAAAGCUGUAAACUUCAUUUUUUCCCAUCGCUUGGUUUUCAUUACCCUACCACCAGUUUCUUCUGUUAUCACAUUGUGGCAGAGCACUUUAACAAUGCAAUCUUAUGCAACUGAGCUUUCAAUCCUUUGUACACAUAUUCACUGGCCCCGACUGGUUUGUGAAAAGUGAAGUAUUUCUUGAAACGGAGCCAAGACGUUGCAAAAAGAGCAGUGAAGUAGCUGCGGACCCUGAAUUUGACUUUUCAACAUCUGGUAAUGCAGCUAAACAUCAUGUUGGGCCAUUGGAGACUCAACCCUCUGAGGGGGUUUUGUAGAUCUAAAUGAAUCUGACAACAAGCUGUGGAUGCUGAGAGUCAACAAAUUGUUUCAAGUCCACGUAAUGAGGAGGAGAGCCAAAGUAAAGCUCUUUGAACACGGCCAAAUGACACGCCGCGUCAAAUGUUCGCAAGUCAAAAGUUAAUUGCAAGCACA